Molecule: messenger RNA, 838 nt
Organism: Phoenix dactylifera (date palm)
Lineage: Eukaryota; Viridiplantae; Streptophyta; Magnoliopsida; Arecales; Arecaceae
Source: RefSeq, a predicted model, not a curated record
GAAAUAAACCUCUCAAGAGGCCAGGAUCUCUUUGGAAUGGUUGGCAGGCUUUAUCAACCAUUCCACAACCAGCAGUUGAAAUCUAUGUCAUGGUGCAGUGACUCUUACCAUCCAUUUUGUUCCUCUCGUAAGGUGAUUGGAGGAAACCAGCAUCUCAUGGAUGGGUGCAGCGGAAGCCCGACAAAGUUGCCAGCAUCAGACAUCUCAGCAUUAGAAGAGUCCACCUUCAAAGUCGGUCGCCUCUCCAUGGAAGAGAGGAAGGAGAAGAUCCACAGAUACCUGAAGAAGAGGAAUGAAAGAAACUUCAGCAAAAAGAUCAAGUAUGCUUGUAGGAAAACUCUAGCAGAUAGCCGACCUCGUAUCCGAGGGCGAUUUGCAAAGAAUGAUGAGUUCAGAGAGGCAGCAAGACACACCUCCAAUCACCAUGAGUUCGAUGAAGAGGAGGAAGUAAAGGUGAAGGAAGAAGAUAUACUUGACUCCUCGGAUAUACUUGCUCACAUCAGUGGCGUGAAUUCCUUUAAAUACAACUACACUCUGGAGUCCUGGAUAUGAGUCAUAUGACCAAACAGAUGCCGGAGUUGGUAUUAUUGCUACGUCUGGCCAUUCACCAGUGGGCGUAAUCAUUAUCCCUUUCAAAUAAACAGAAAGGCAUGGAGGCAAUCGUUGUCUUCAGUAGUGUUGUACAUCACAAUUUCCAUGAUUGCAGAAAUAGCAAGAGAUUUUCUUGCCAUUUUAUUGUUAUCUCGUUUCAACGUGAAAGACCCAUAAUACAUACUUCACACUAAAUAAAGCAGGAAUCUUUGAGUCCUAAACAACAGUCAAAACGAAUGGCCAAAAU